CGUGAUAGCUGAACGGCUAUUGGUUGGCGGGGCAGAGCAGUGAGAGGUGAAAGGUUAACGCAUGGGUUUGGAUGAUCAAGCGGGCUGCAGAACACUGAAGCACACUAGCUUUUGUCCGUAUUCGCUUGUUUUGUAGGGAAUUGGUUUGCGGAUACUUCAUCUAACGCAUAUUUAAGUGUGUAUUCAGUGUAAUGGCCGAGAGACCAGAGGACCUCAAUCUUCCCAAUGCUGUCAUCACGCGGAUUAUAAAGGAGGCAUUGCCAGAUGGAGUUAACGUCUCCAAGGAGGCACGAAGAGCGAUAUCUCAAGCAGCCAGUGUUUUCGUUCUCUAUGCAACAUCUUGUGCAAACAAUUUUGCUAUGAAAGCAAAAAGGAAGACACUCAACGCUGGAGAUGUGAUGUCAGCUAUGGAGGAGAUGGAGUUUGAGCGUUUCUUGCAACCACUGCGGGAAGCACUUGAAGCUUACAAGAAAGGUCAAAAAGGCAAGAAGGAGGCAUCUGAGCAAAAACGUAAGGACAAGGAGAAGAAGAACAGCAUAGAUGAGAACGACAAGAGUAGAGAUGAAGAGGAAGACGAGCACAUGGAUGAUGAGCAGGAGGGAGAGAAUGAAGGAGAGGAAGAGGAUGUGGAGAACUGAGAGCAAGCAGGAUUUUUUUUUUUUAUUUGUUCAGUCCGACCCGGUUUCCAUCAACCAUGGCAAAUAAUAGUUUCCACAUUAAUGGUGGGACAAGGACAAGCCUAUGGUACUGAAUACAAAGGUUUCACUUUAUGAAAUUGAGCAACUGUACAAAAACAAUUGUAGCAACUUUCCUGCUGAGAGCUCCUUUGAAUACAGUGAGGUAUAUUUCAAGAGAAAUUUCACUUUAAUCAGUUAUGCAUAACACAGUGAUACCCACAGAGUUUUAAACAAAUAAAUGUACUCUUACUGGAGUCAAGAAAUGGGAAAAAUGUGAUGCUUGUUAAUGAUUUAAGAUGAGGAAUUAAAGGUGAGCAGCUUGAAGUACUCAAACAUUUUGUAAACAAAGUUUCUGCUGUUGUGAAACACUUAUACCAUGCCAGUUUGUAGCUCCAAAAUAUGGUACUCCUUAGAGACAGCAAUAUAUUCCACUCAUAACCAGUGAAGUACUUUUUGGCCAUGUACACACUGCAAGUUUCAGGAGUGACAACUGCAUUUAAAUGCGGGAGUGAGUCCCGUAAAUUAUCAUUGUGUGUAUGGAACAGCAGUCACUCCUGCAUUUGUAACCACAGCAACAUUGUCAUAUCGCGAGAGUAAAUAAAAAAAUAUUAAAAUUA
This is a messenger RNA of Onychostoma macrolepis, 1294 nucleotides long. RefSeq names its product polymerase (DNA directed), epsilon 3 (p17 subunit) (gene pole3). Gene Ontology annotation, cellular component: epsilon DNA polymerase complex; CHRAC. The transcript is spliced from 5 exons. Gene Ontology annotation, molecular function: protein heterodimerization activity; chromatin DNA binding. Gene Ontology annotation, biological process: heterochromatin formation; leading strand elongation; DNA damage response. NCBI's taxonomy places the organism in Eukaryota, Metazoa, Chordata, Actinopteri, Cypriniformes, Cyprinidae. The record is from RefSeq and is a predicted model, not a curated record. Bases 192 to 638 code for a protein of 148 amino acids.